Molecule: messenger RNA, 1031 nt
Organism: Octopus bimaculoides (California two-spot octopus)
Lineage: Eukaryota; Metazoa; Mollusca; Cephalopoda; Octopoda; Octopodidae
Product: carboxypeptidase A2
Source: RefSeq, a predicted model, not a curated record
GGAGGCGACGUUGGUAGCGAUCAACAGCCAUGCUUGAAAUGGUGUAUUUUUCGUGUCGCCAUUUUGUCUAUAUUUUCUCUCUCACAGUUUUCUACGGGCCCAGGAAAGAAGGCAGUGUUCGUGGAGGCUGGCAUGCAUGCUCGUGAAUGGAUUAGUACAGCGUCUCUGAUGAAAAUUAUUGAAAGGUUUGCGAAUGAUUUCGACUUCGAUUCAGACGUCAUACACUUACUCGGACUUUAUGACUGGAUAUUCAUACCAUGCUCCAACCCCGAUGGCUACGAGUACACAUUUUACCACGAUAGAAUGUGGAGGAAAAACAGGAAACCAAACAUGAGAUGCGUGGGCACCGAUCUGAACCGUAAUUUUGAUGCUGGGUGGAGUGGUGAGGGUAGCAGUUCUUUUGAAUGUAACCUGACUUUCCAUGGCAAACAUGCUUUAUCAGAGCCUGAAAGCCAGGCCCUUGUACGCUUCAUCAAGUCUUCAGGUCCCUUGAUAGGGUUCUUCUCUGUCCACUCCUAUUCACAGUUUAUAAUGCCUCCAUAUGCAUUUACCAGACGGAAGCCCGCGGACAGUGAAGUGCUGACCAAACUUGCCUAUAAGGCAGCAAAAGCAAUAACCCAAGCCACUGGUUCAUAUUUCACUGUUGGCACACCACCUGAGUUGUUAUAUGUAGCUGGUGGUGGAGUCUACGACUGGGUGAAGCUGAAAUCGCAAGCGAAAUACAGCUAUGCCUUGGAGCUCCGUCCCGCACACAACGCCUACAACGGGUUCAUCUUGAGUCCACUCAAUAUUAAGCCGAGUUCCAAAGAGUUGUUUGCUGCCUUGAAAACUUUUGCUGAAGGCUUCUGAAACAGUCUUCAUGCCUUUGAGUUGUGAAGGAUGGAAAUAGAGAGAUGAGGUAGACACAGAGAAGUGAUGUGGGAGACUGAUGUGCAAGAGGAUAUGUAUGUCAGUAUAUAUGUAAGUUGUAUGUAUGUAUGUAUGUAUGUAUGAGGUAUCUCAUUAAAAUAAAUUCUGUUUCACAUAACUUA